GGAGCUAGGAGAGCCUAGGUCGGCCGCGGGCGGAGGGCGGCGUGUGCCGUCGGGAGGCCAGAGUUUCGAGCCCGCCGGGCUGCGGCUCAGCCGAGGGGCAGGCGGAGUGGGACCCGAUCCGCGAGGCUGCGGGACGCGCGGGAGCGGCGAGGCUCGCGGUCUGAGGGAGACCCAGAGGAAGGAAGGGGACUUUUGGAGGCAGAGGACUUGCUUCAUAUCCAUGCCUUUUCAUAUGCUAAUUCUGUGAGCUGGGAACAUCCACGCAAGAUGUCAGCACUGAGGAUUUGGCUAACACAAGCUUUGUUUAUUUUCCUCACCGCUGAAUCUAUAGGUCAAAUUGUGGAGCCAUGUGGUUAUAUCUACCCCGAGUUUCCUGUUGUCCAGCGUGGCUCUAACUUCACUGCCAUCUGUGUGCUGAAGGAAAAGUGUCUUGAGCAGUUCUAUGCAAAUGCUAGUUUCAUCGUGUGGAAGACAGACCAUGCCGCUGUUCCCAAGGAGCAGGUCACCGUCAUCAACAGAACCACGUCUAGUGUCACCUUCACAGACAUGAACCUCCAGACGGUCCAGCUCACCUGCAAUGUCCUGUCAUUUGGACAGAUCGAGCAGAACGUGUAUGGAACCACUGUACUUUCCGGCUUUCCCCCAGAUAUUCCUACAAAUUUGAGUUGCAUUGUGAAUGAGGGGAAGAAUAUGCUGUGUCAGUGGGACCCAGGAAGGGAGACAUUCCUGGAAACAAACUACACUUUGAAAUCUGAGUGGGCAACAGAGAAGUUUCCUGAUUGUCAAACAAAACAUGGCUCCUCAUGCAUGGUUAGCUAUAUUCCUAUCUAUUUUGUCAACAUUGAAGUCUGGGUAGAAGCAGAAAAUGCCCUCGGAAAGGUCUCGUCGGAGGCUAUCAAUUUUGAUCCCGUGGAUAAAGUGAAACCCAGCCCACCACAUAAUUUAUCAGUGAGCAACUCAGAGGAAUUAUCCAGUAUAUUAAAGUUAACAUGGAUCAAUUCAGGUUUUAGCAGUUCAUUAAGGCUAAAAUCCGACAUUCAAUAUAGGACCAAAGAUGCCUCAACUUGGAUCCAGGUCCCUCUUGAAGAUACAGCAUCUCCCCGAACAUCGUUCACUAUCCAGGACCUUAAACCUUUCACAGAGUAUGUGUUUAGGAUUCGCUGUAUAAAGGAAGAUGGCAAAGGCUACUGGAGUGACUGGAGUGAGGAGUCAAGUGGGAUCACAUAUGAAGACAGACCAUCCAAACCACCAAGUUUCUGGUAUAAGAUAAAUUCAUCGCAUACCCAGGAACCUAGAUCUGCACGGCUCAUAUGGAAGGAAUUACCUCUUUCUGAAGCCAAUGGAAAAAUCUUGGAUUAUGAAGUGAUUCUUACACAGUGGAAAUCAUUUUCACAAAAUUACACAGUUAAUAGUACAGAAUUGAUAGUAAAUCUCACAAAUAAUCGCUAUAUAGCAUCUCUAACAGCGAGAAAUAUGGUUGGCAAAUCAAGUGCAGCUGUCCUCACCAUCCCCAGCUCCCACUUCAAAGCAUCUCACCCUGUAGUGGAUCUUAAAGCAUUUCCCAAAGAUAAUAACCUCUGGGUAGAAUGGACUCCUCCACCUAAACUUGUGAAGAAAUACAUAAUCGAGUGGUGUGUGUUGUCAGAAAACUCACCCUGUGUCCCAGAUUGGCAGCAAGAACUUGGCAACGUGACGCAAACCUAUCUAAGAGGAAGCCUUCUGGAGAGCAAAUGCUAUCUGAUCACUGUGACUCCGGUGUUUUCCAGUGGCCCCGGAAGUGCCGAGUCAGUAAAGGCCUACCUCAAACAAGCUGCUCCUGCUAGAGGACCUACUGUCCGGACAAAGAAAGUGGGGAAAAAUGAAGCUGUCUUAGAAUGGGACCAGCUUCCUGUUGAUGACCAGAAUGGAUUUAUUAGAAACUACUCUAUAUCUUACAGAACCACUGUUGGAAGUGAAAUUGUUGUGAAUGUGGAUUCUUCCCACACGGAAUAUACACUGUCCUCUUUGAGUAGUGAUACGUUGUACAUGGUACGAAUGGCAGCGUACACAGAUGAAGGCGGGAAAGACGGUCCAGAAUUCACUUUUACAACACCAAAGUUUGCUCAAGGAGAAAUAGAAGCCAUAGUGGUGCCUGUGUGCUUAGCGUUCCUCUUGACAACUCUUCUGGGAGUCCUGUUCUGCUUUAAUAAGCGAGACCUAAUUAAAAAACAUAUCUGGCCAAAUGUUCCAGAUCCUUCAAAGAGUCAUAUUGCUCAGUGGUCACCUCACACACCUCCAAGGCACAAUUUUAGCUCCAAAGAUCAUAUGUAUUCAGAAGGCAAUUUCACUGAUGUGAGCGUUGUGGAAAUAGAAGCAAACAAUAAAAAGCCUUGUCCAGAUGAUCUGAAGUCAUUGGACCUAUUCAAGAAGGAAAAAAUAAGUACGGAAGGUCACAGCAGUGGCAUUGGGGGUUCUUCAUGCAUGUCGUCUUCCAGGCCCAGCAUCUCUAGCAAUGAGGAAAAUGAGUCUUCUCAGAACACCGCGAGCACUGUCCAGUACUCCACUGUGGUGCACAGUGGCUACAGGCACCAGGUCCCCUCAGUGCAGGUCUUCUCCAGGUCCGAGUCCACCCAGCCCCUGUUAGACUCCGAGGAGCGGCCAGAGGACCUGCAGUUGGCAGAUAGUGUUGACAGCGGGGAUGAGAUUUUGCCCAGACAACAGUAUUUCAAACAGAACUGCGGUCAGCCUGAGGCCAGUCCAGAUAUUUCACAUUUUGAAAGGUCAAACCAAGCCUCGUCGGGCAGUGAGGAAGAUUUUCUCAGACUGAAACAGCAGCGGGUGUCAGAGCUCAUCUCAGAGCCCUGUGGGUCUGCGCAGCGGGGGCUGUUUCAGGAAGGCCCUGCAGAUGCUCUUGGCGCAGGGACUGGGGGGCAGGUAGAGGGAUUUGAAUCAGCUGGAAUGGAGACAGCAAUGGAUGACGAAAUCCCUAAAAGCUACUUGCCACAGACUGUAAGACAAGGUGGUUACAUGCCACAGUGAAAGACUGGCUCCUGCCCAGCUUCAGUGGGACCUGUAAGGGAAAGCUAGAACACUCGCCUGUGACUUCAGAUGAAAUAAUCAUCGCCCUCAAGGACAAAGUCACAACUGGGCCAUCUCUAUUCCAGGUUAUCUGGGAUUCUCCUUCAAGCACUACAUGAACUGACUUUAUCCUCUGAAUAGCUGAAGGACUCUGUGCUGUUUCAGGACGUUUGCACUGAGAUUUGUAAAGCUCUUUGUUUAGCUGCAUAGAAAGUGGGGAAUUCAAAUGAGCCACGGUGCCAUGUGGCUGCGCCGCUCUAAUGAGACUAGCCAUCCAAACCGCAGGAGCAAGGGUCUAGACCCUCCUCAGCCAGCAGUGCCAUAGGGCUGCCUGUCCAGAUUUUGUCAUUUGGCCAAAGAGAUGGUUAGGGCAGGUUCAUUUCUGGUUCUACCAAUUAGAAAAUACUGGCUUGCUCCCUGCUGUUUUUACCAAUGUUACCAGUUGUUACUGAGGAAAAGGAUGAACUUUUAAAAUGAACUAUGUAAAAGUACCCAUUUUCUUAAUAUUACCCAAAACCUCACAAAAAUCUGCUCAUUGAUAACUUCUUUCAAAGCUAGUUUCAGCAGCCCUAUAGAAGGCACCAAUAAGGGUGGGCAAUGAACACCAUAAACUAUCUCAAGCAUUUAAAUAUCACUGUUUAAGUUGGGGACACUUUUCUGGACACAAACACCAGGACAGAUGGCUCCAACGUUUGGUUGAGGAGACACUUUAUAUACUGUUUCUUCAGCUUAAAAUUAUUCCAGUUGACUCCACCUUGCUUUGUUUUCAAGGACAGCAAGGAGGCAUUCACUGAAAGGCAGCCUUCAUCACGGCCACAGGCAGAAUCCCAGAACACACACUGAUCUCAGUAUCCACCACAGCGGUAGAGGUCCUUGUACAGAGCUCAAGGAGCCGCAGGGUCUUGUAAAGUUUACUGGGUGGGGAUUGAACCCAUGGCCUUGUACUUGCUGGAUACUCACUCACUCUACCACUGAGCUACCCACCCACACAUCUCAUUAUGUUGUUUAGGCUCAAGUGAUCCUCCUGUCCCAGCUUCCUGAGUGUCUGGGACUUUGGGUGUGUGCAGGCACACCCAACAGAAGAUGGUGUUGUUCAUAUCUGCCAUUUCUGAGGUAGAGUUUUACAUGCAGCUUGGGAGUAUCUUAAACUUGGUCCUCCUGGUUGCUUUGUUAUUGAACAAUCCAGGUAUCCGGGGCUUAGUACUAAAGCCAUUAAUGCAUUUGUGCCUAACUUUCCAGUGUGACAUGGAGGCAGGGGCUUCUCCAUUAGUGGCUGAUUACCACCAAGUGUGCUCACGGGAAAGUUUUAAAGUUUGAGAGCAUGGGCACACUUUAAUAGUUCAUGGAGGUUACCAAACAAAAGGCUAUGAAGAAUGAUACUCAUUAGGUUGGAUGCAGUUUUACCUUUUACUCUAAGAAUGUUGUUUAUAUUAGACUUAUUGAUAUAUAUUACCAUCUAUAUUUUUAUAAUAGCUGAUACUUUUCUGAUUUCCUUCACAUGUAUAACCGUCGUGAGACAGUAGACACUUCUGUCCUCAUAAUAUUCAGUUGCCAACUUGGCAAAACCAACCUGAUACUGGGAAAAUGGCAGAACUGAAGGUAGAUAAUCAAAGUCAGGCUCAGAGAGGUCAGGUGGGGUUCAAGACCAGAAUUCACACUACAGGGCAAUGACAUCAUCACCAUUCAAGCUGGACAUCAAUGUCUGGUCUGGGGCAGGACUGAAUUUUCUAUGUAUAUAUGCCAAGAAAUGAACACUUGCUGUAUUUUCCAUUUUCUCACCGAAGGUAGCCUAGUCAUAUUGCUGUAUUCGUGUUUAGCUGCAACCUUCCUCCUGUCUAGUACAUUGGAGCGUGAAGUCUACACGGGGGGUGGCGGUGAUUAUCCAGCGUAAGUUCAUGAGUGAGCAUGAGAGAUCAUUGAAGGACGAGCCUCAAUGAAGCAAGUUUGCAUGUUGACUUCCAAACAGAAACUAUCCCAGUGAGCCAGUGCCCCCACCGACAGAGACGGUUGUGGGACUACUGCAUGAGAGCUCAUUCGGGAAAUGUCUAAUGGAUCAGCUUUGCCCCAAGAGAGAACCAGUCAUAAAACUCGAUUUAAAUGUAGACUUCGCUGCAGCAUGUUUUAGAAUAAUCUGAGUGCAUGUACCUUGUAUUUUAGAUAGGCAAAGAAACUAAUCUGGCUUCUUUAUGUAAAACCAGUCUAAUAAAGCUAGUUGUGUAGUUA
This is a messenger RNA of Chionomys nivalis (European snow vole), 5280 nucleotides long. RefSeq names its product interleukin 6 cytokine family signal transducer (gene Il6st). Gene Ontology annotation, biological process: cytokine-mediated signaling pathway. NCBI's taxonomy places the organism in Eukaryota, Metazoa, Chordata, Mammalia, Rodentia, Cricetidae. The transcript is spliced from 17 exons. Gene Ontology annotation, cellular component: external side of plasma membrane; signaling receptor complex; membrane. Gene Ontology annotation, molecular function: cytokine binding; cytokine receptor activity. The coding region runs from base 268 to 3018 and encodes 916 amino acids. The record is from RefSeq and is a predicted model, not a curated record.